UUUUUGAGGGUCAACGCAGCGGGGCAUCUCUUGUUUUAUUGCAUCAUCAGCAGUCCCAGGGUACGGGAACGCCUACCGCAACGCCCGCCAAGUCCAAGUCCAAGUCCGUCUCCCGUAUAUUCCCCGUUCUUUUAGCCUUAAUUAUAAGCCUAUCAACUCCCUCUCCAGUCUUCAUUUGCUGCCGCCCUAGAUAACGUUAGUCAUUUCCAGUGCCCGAAUUCGUCGCAAAUUCAUUCCUGAAUAAUUGAUCAUUUUUUUUAUAAGAAUGGCGAGCAAUGGAGUUGUUCAUGGGCACUCACAGGAAUCGGCCCUUUGUUCUUCAUAUGAAACUGCGAUGGAAGCUCUUUCCUCCCUCAUUAGCCGUCGCAAAAGGGGUGAUGGAUCAAAGAGGGGUGAAAAGUUCGAUUGGAUGUUUAGGUAUCUUAAGAAAUUAGAUUUGGAGAAACGCAUAGCUGGACUUAAGAUUAUCCAUGUUGCUGGAACUAAAGGAAAGGGUUCAACAUGCACAUUUUCUGAGGCUAUUUUAAGGGAGUGUGGUUUUCGAACAGGACUUUUCACUUCCCCUCACCUGAUGGACGUCAGAGAACGUUAUCGUAUAAAUGGGUCAGAUAUAUCCAGAGAAAAUUUUCUACAUUACUUUUGGGAUUGUUGGAACCAACUGAAGGAGAAAGCUGGGGAUGACUUGCCGAUGCCUCCACUAUUUCACUUUCUCACUUUGUUAGCAUUUAAGAUAUUCUUGUCUGAAAAGGUUGAUGUUGGAAUUAUUGAAGUUGGUCUUGGGGGAAGAUUUGACUCAACAAAUGUGGUUAAGGAACCUGUUGUCUGUGGCAUAACUUCGCUUGGGAUGGAUCAUAUGGAGAUACUAGGAGAUACCAUUGAGAAAAUUGCUUCAGAAAAGGCUGGGAUUUUUAAGUCCAAUGUUCCUGCAUAUACGGCCCCCCAACUUCCAGAGGCAAUGUUUGCUCUUCAGGAGAGCGCAUCCACAUUAAAGAUUCCUCUGAGAGUAGCAUCGCCACUUGAUUCCAAGAUGCUGCAUGGAUUAAAGCUUGGCUCAGCUGGAGACCACCAGUUCAUUAAUGCUGGUCUUGCUGUUGCUCUUUGCAAAUGUUGGCUUCAAAGAACUGGGCAUCCAGAGCUUCUUUCAAAUGUAACUGAAGACUUAGAGGCAGCGUUACCAGAAGCAUUUCUAAGAGGCCUUUCUAGUGCCAGUCUUCCUGGUCGAGCUCAAAUCAUUACUGACAAGCCAGAGAAAUCUGAUCUAAAGUCAGAAUGGGACAGAAAUUCUGGUGAUUUGAUAUUUUACUUGGAUGGUGCUCAUAGUCCUGAAAGCAUGGAAGUCUGUGCAAGAUGGUUCUCCAAUGCCAUAAGAGAUGACCAGCAUUCUAUAAAAAAUGACCUUGUCAAAGAAUGUUAUGGGCACUAUAAUUCUCAAAAUGAUAGUAGGCAUUGUAAUGGAUCGGACAAAAUAUCACAGAAGAUUCUUUUGUUUAAUUGCAUGGAAAUGAGGGACCCUCAGCUUCUGCUUCCUAGGCUUAUCAGUACUUGUGCUUCAAGUGGUGUCCGUUUCUCAAAAGCUCUCUUUGUGCCCAGCUUGUCGACAUAUCAUAGGGUUGAUUCUGGUGCAUCAGUAGUGACACCUGAUACUUCAACAGAUGUGUCGUGGCAGUCAACCCUCCAAAGAACUUGGGACAAGCUAAUGGAUGGAAUAGAUGUAACUAGUGGCAAUGCCUGCAAGUUUCAGAACUUUGAGAAUUCACCAUCUUCUGAAUUUCUUAAUGGUGAUCCUUUAGAAAAGUGGGAUCCUCCUGGUAGACAUUUUGCUCCCAGUGCAGUCAUUCCGUCGUUGCCACUGGCGAUAAAAUGGUUAAGAGACUGUGCAAAAGAAAACCCUUCGCUCCGACUUCAGGUUCUUGUGACGGGAUCCUUCCAUCUGGUAGGCGACAUCAUGAAGCUUUUGAGGAGAUGAUUGUAACAAUUGAAGUUCUGUUAUUUUCAUUCUUAAUGUGCUCUCAUGUUUGAUGGAGGGGUAUUUAGGAUGAUCCAGUAAACUGUCCCUUUAGCAGUAUCUUUUCAUUGCAUGACUAAUACAAAGUGGCAGUGCCAUGCUAUAAUCUAAAUGAUUUUCCCCCACCUUUAAUCAUCAUUUAUUAUAAUUGUUCCUCCAUUAUUUCAUAUAAACGGAAGGCUCUCUUAUUUGUCCAA
Molecule: messenger RNA, 2202 nt
Organism: Phoenix dactylifera (date palm)
Lineage: Eukaryota; Viridiplantae; Streptophyta; Magnoliopsida; Arecales; Arecaceae
Product: folylpolyglutamate synthase
Biological process (GO): tetrahydrofolylpolyglutamate biosynthetic process
Cellular component (GO): mitochondrion; cytoplasm; cytosol
Molecular function (GO): tetrahydrofolylpolyglutamate synthase activity; ATP binding
Source: RefSeq, a predicted model, not a curated record